AACAGCUGACUCGUGCGCAGUGCAUAUUUUAUUCGAAUAGGGUUUAUUUAGGAAAUAAUAAAUAAGCUGAAACUAUGGCGUUAAGAAACUCGGUUUUAAAGUUAGCUAAACUAGGACGAUCAAGCAGUCACAUACGACUACGAUUGCUAAGUACUCAAACGUCUGAAAAAGUCAACGAAAGCGAAAAAUCGAAACAGACUCAUUUCGGCUUCGAAACAGUCGAUGAGAAAGAGAAGUGGAAAAAAGUACACAAUGUAUUUGAGACGGUGGCAGAGAAGUAUGAUGUAAUGAAUGAUGCCAUGUCGCUGGGCAUCCACCGCCUGUGGAAGGAUAUCUUCAUGCAGCGGCUGGCGCCCACACACGGGACCAAGCUGCUAGAUGUUGCUGGUGGGACAGGGGACAUUACAUUCCGGUAUAUAAACUAUCUGAAGAACCUGGGUCCUGCACCAGAGGGCAGACGGAGUGCCGUCACUGUCUGCGAUAUCAACCAAGCAAUGCUCGAUGUGGGCAAACUCAGGGCACAAAAACAGGGUUACACUGCGGAGUCAUGCGGAGUGGACAUUGACUGGGUGUGCGGAGAUGCAGAAAAGUUACCACACGCUGACGACAGCUACACCGCUUACACCAUCGCCUUCGGCAUCCGCAACUGCACACAUAUUGAUAAGGUGCUAGAAGAGGCGUAUCGCGUGCUGGCGCCCGGCGGCCGCUUCAUGUGUCUCGAGUUCAGCCAUCUGCCCAACGAGACUUUACAGUGGGCGUAUGAUCAAUACUCGUUCCAAGUGAUCCCAGUGCUGGGGCAGCUGAUUGCGGGCCAGUGGAAGCCCUACCAGUAUCUAGUCGAGAGCAUCCGCCAGUUCCCUAAUCAGGAUAAGUUCAAGUCCAUGAUCGAAGAUGCAGGCUUCAGGCAGGUCACCUACGAGAACCUCACCUUCGGCGUCACCGCUAUACAUUCGGGAUUCAAGAUCUAACAAGGGAACUUAUUUGACCCUUGAACGGCAUGAAAGAAGAUCAAGAUACGGUUUAAUUUGAGACACCCAAACCACUUCCUUACAUGACCAUACUGUCUAUAUCUAGUCUAUUGUAUUGAUAUAGGUAAUAUUCAAAUUAUUUAUUAUUUCAUCAGGACCUUAGGUGUAAGUGUAAAUAAGUGCAUUUUUGAUAUGUCCAUAUAUCAUGGACAUUAUGAAGCUGCGGCGGUAGAUAUUUAGAACGGAAGAGGACUGACGUUUCCGUUGUAUGGUAUUCACGUUACAAUUUUUGUCAAUAAAGUAAGCUACCUACCUA
Molecule: messenger RNA, 1284 nt
Organism: Cydia fagiglandana
Lineage: Eukaryota; Metazoa; Arthropoda; Insecta; Lepidoptera; Tortricidae
Gene: Coq5
Product: 2-methoxy-6-polyprenyl-1,4-benzoquinol methylase, mitochondrial
Exons: 7
Coding region: 75-968 (297 amino acids)
Biological process (GO): ubiquinone biosynthetic process
Molecular function (GO): methyltransferase activity
Source: RefSeq, a predicted model, not a curated record